AUGGCUGUUAAAUCUGGUAUUGCUGUUGGUUUGAACAAGGGUAAGAAGGUCAACUCGAUGACCCCAGCCCCAAAGAUCUCUUACAGAAAGGGUGCUUCUUCCAAGAGAACGGAGUUUGUUAGAUCUAUUGUCAAGGAAGUCGCCGGGUUGGCUCCAUACGAGAGAAGAUUGCUUGAUUUGAUCAGAAACUCUGGUGAGAAGAGAGCCAGAAAGGUUGCCAAGAAGAGAUUGGGUACUUUUGGCAGAGCAAAGGCUAAGGUUGAAGAAAUGAACAACGUCAUUGCUGCUUCCAGACGUCACUGA
Eremothecium cymbalariae DBVPG#7215 is the source of this 303-nucleotide messenger RNA. RefSeq names its product 60S ribosomal protein eL36. Gene Ontology annotation, biological process: cytoplasmic translation. The transcript has 2 exons. Bases 1 to 303 code for a protein of 100 amino acids. NCBI's taxonomy places the organism in Eukaryota, Fungi, Ascomycota, Saccharomycetes, Saccharomycetales, Saccharomycetaceae. Gene Ontology annotation, molecular function: structural constituent of ribosome. The record is from RefSeq and is a predicted model, not a curated record. Gene Ontology annotation, cellular component: cytosolic large ribosomal subunit; ribosome.